This is a messenger RNA of Didymodactylos carnosus, 822 nucleotides long. The record is from the annotation of a GenBank genome assembly. Lineage: Eukaryota; Metazoa; Rotifera; Eurotatoria; Philodinida; Philodinidae.
AUGUAUCCUUAUCUGACUCCCAGAAAAAGCGAAUAUCCACCUGUUACUGUUCCACAAAACGCAGUUGAUCCACGUUUCAGUCAAAUAAUCAAUCGGGCCAGUUUUAUGCCUCCACUCCAACAAUCAAUGACACGUGUUUCUUCUAUUGAUCCGCGGUUCAACCCAUCAACAAGUCAAUUUGCACGAACCGAUGCAUGGGGGACAGGCGCAUUACCACCAAAAAGUGGAAUGAAUAAUUUUGCUCCAAUGACAGAAGAAAAACCAGAGUCAGCUUUUGCAAAAACAUGUUCUAAAAUGUCAUCGUCGAAAAUGCUUUUCUUAUUGAUCGGCUUAAUUAUUUGUGGCAUUCCCUUGGCUGUUAUGACAACAUUAUGGGUGAGCUCACGUUCAUCGAGCAGCAUAACAGGAACAACCACUACAGGAUACUCUUCGUCUUCUGCUUCUCUAUCAACUCAGUGUUAUGCUUAUUCAUCCCUGACUGAUCAAUAUCGGGUGUUGGCAAAUGGUUACACUUGUAACACGGGCAGUUAUGACACCUCUCUUACAGCUGGUUGGUAUCGUAUCUCUGGAUUAGCUGGUACGCAACUUAUCAUGACUUCGCCUUCGUCGACCUGUACCUGUGGGAUUAGUUAUCCUGGAUGGUUCAAUGGCUCAUUACCAACGUCAGCAGGAACAUUAACAACAGGAAAUGUCUGUUUUUUUACUGGCAGUACGUGCGGCUUUUCAUUAUCACCGAUAAGUGUAAUAAAUUGCAAUGGAUAUUAUGUCUGGUAUUUAUUACCGACUACAAGUUCAAGCUAUCGUUAUUGCACACAAGCUUAA